AUGUCAUCUAGCGGCGAGGACCACCAUACUACUCCGUCCACAGCGGACACUACCACUCCCUCCAGCACAUCAUCAGAAGCCCCGCACCACAUCCGCAGCAGCAAGGAAGUCAAAGAGCACCUAGAAAACACCGUCGAAUAUCUCUGCACAUGUGCUAACGAUCGUACAAUCUACGACGUCCGAGAAUACUUUGGCCAAGACUUCGUCGCAGUAAUAGUUCCACCGCAGAAGCUGACCCUCGAUGAAUACUUUAGUCAUCUGCGAUCCGUCCGCUCUGUCAAGCCGAAUGUAUGGAUCCAGUCAAACGGGAUGUCAACGGUUGUUGAUGCUCAGAAAGGCUCUGCGAGAGUGUUCAUGGAUUUCGAGAUCUCUGGUGUAUAUGAGGGCGUUGUGAGGCCGAGUGUGGCAGUGUUCAAGUUUAGGUAUGGGUUGGACGGAAAGUGGAGAUUGGUGCAUUACGAGGCAGCGGAUGGAUUGAGUGGUAUGGGGAGUAUGCCUUGA
Molecule: messenger RNA, 501 nt
Organism: Fulvia fulva
Lineage: Eukaryota; Fungi; Ascomycota; Dothideomycetes; Mycosphaerellales; Mycosphaerellaceae
Exons: 1
Coding region: 1-501 (166 amino acids)
Source: RefSeq, a predicted model, not a curated record